AUGGCGCCAACGACGACAUUCUUCCGUCCACUGCUUCCUUCUAACAGUUACAAAGCCAGAGAUGUAGCCUACUCGUUUGUCUCAGCUCCUCGUUCCUCAAUCCCCUCUUCUCCGUCGUCUCUUCAGUUUCGCUCGCUUGUUUCAGAUGAUCCGAGAAAGUUAACCGGAAAGCUCAGAAGAGUAUCCUUCAUUGUUUCCGCUGCCCCAACAACUGAUCCUCUCACCGUCCUCGUCACCGGUGCUGGUGGAAGAACAGGUACUCACUCUCUCAGAUCGUUUCGUUUCGGCAAAUUUGUGUACAAGAAGUUGAAAGAGAGGUUGGAUCAGUUUGCGGCGAGAGGUUUAGUGAGGACGAAAGAGAGCAAGGAUAAGAUCGGUGGAGAGGAUGAAGUGUUCAUUGGAUACAUCCGUGAUCCUGCAGCCAUUGCUACUGCUGUUCAAAGGAUUGAUGCUUUGGUCAUUCUUACAAGCGCUGUGCCGCAAAUGAAACCUGGUUUUGAUCGUAGAAAAGGAGGAAGACCUGAGUUCUACUUUGACGAAGGAGCUUAUUAUGAACAGGUUGAUUGGAUUGGUCAGAAAAAUCAGAUAGAUGCUGCUAAGGCUGCAGGAGUUAAGCAGAUUGUUUUCGUAGGGUCGAUGGGAGGAACAAACAUUAAUCACCUCUUGGUAUUGGCAAUGCCAAAAUUCUGGGAUCUCUAUCUUUCUUUGCUUUCUUGA
Molecule: messenger RNA, 717 nt
Organism: Eruca vesicaria subsp. sativa (arugula)
Lineage: Eukaryota; Viridiplantae; Streptophyta; Magnoliopsida; Brassicales; Brassicaceae
Source: the annotation of a GenBank genome assembly